Aspergillus uvarum CBS 121591 is the source of this 1110-nucleotide messenger RNA. RefSeq names its product DNA repair protein RAD14 (gene rad14). Gene Ontology annotation, cellular component: nucleotide-excision repair factor 1 complex. Bases 1 to 1110 code for a protein of 369 amino acids. Gene Ontology annotation, molecular function: damaged DNA binding. The record is from RefSeq and is a predicted model, not a curated record. The transcript is spliced from 3 exons. Gene Ontology annotation, biological process: base-excision repair; UV-damage excision repair; nucleotide-excision repair, DNA damage recognition. NCBI's taxonomy places the organism in Eukaryota, Fungi, Ascomycota, Eurotiomycetes, Eurotiales, Aspergillaceae.
AUGGCAACCGACCGACCGUCAACACCUCCACCGCAGCCGGGCGCCACCAAGCCCGGUGAGCUCCCUCGGGGCCCGCUCACUCCCGAGCAGCUGCGGCGGAUCGAGAUCAACCGCAUGAAAGCCAAAGCCAUCCGCGAACAGCGCGACGCCGAAGCAGCCGCAAGCGCCACACAACCCACGAAAGGCGUCAAAAGAAGCCACACCACCAUGACCUCACAACCCACCCCAUCCACCGUCCGCGAUGCCACCGCCGCCGCAGCCACCAACCGACCCCUCGACACCAUCCGCCCGGCGCGCAACUUCACGAAGUUCGUCGACUACGACUUCAGCAAGAUGACCGACACCAAGGGCGGGUUCCUGUCGACGGAAGACGAUCCCUACAACAAGGCGCUGAACGUGCACGACCCGAAAGCCGAGCAGAAGCCCGCCGGCAUGACGCAGAAGGAGUGGGAGCGGCAGGUGCUGCUGAAGGCGCUGCGGCGGGAGCGCGCGGGCCCGUUCGAACCGGGGCUGAGUGUGUUGGAGGAGAAGGAGAAGCAGAAGGCGUGUCGCGAGUGCGGGAGUCUUGAGAUUGACUGGAAGUGGGAGGCGGAGUUGCGGUGUCGGGUUUGUCAUGCGUGCAAGGAGAAGUUUCCCGAACGGUAUAGUCUGUUGACGAAGACGGAGGCGAAGGAGGAUUAUCUGUUGACGGAUCCGGAACUCCGCGACGAAGAGCUGUUGCCGCAUCUGGAGCGGCCGAAUCCCCACAAGUCCACGUGGAACAACAUGAUGCUCUACCUGCGGUACCAGGUCGAGGAGUAUGCCUUCUCCGCGAAGAAGUGGGGGUCGCCCGAGGCGCUGGAUGCCGAGUUCGAGCGGCGCGAGGGCGAGAAGAAGCGGCGGCGCGAAGCCAAGUUCAAGACCAAGCUGCAGGACCUCAAGAAGCGCACGCGCGUGGAUGCCUACCGGCGGAAUCGGAUGGGCGCGGCUGGUGGGGAGUUCGGCGAUGAUCUGGGGAAUGGCGGGCGGCAUGUGCAUCAAUGGGGCCGGUCGGUGGAGAAUCCCGAGACGGGGAUUGGGGUCAAGACGUGUGUGGAUUGUGGGAUGGAAGUGGAGGAGUUGGAGUUUUGA